ACAGACAUGAGCCCCUCGGACUCCCUCCUUCCCGGGUGUGCCCAAGGAAAGAUGAGCCUGACGUGGGCAGAAUUCAGAUGAGCGGGACAGUGCUGUGGAGGAUCUGCGAACCUUGAAAUGGCACCAAAAACCAAGAAGGGAUUGAAAGUGACACCACCUGAGAAACCUGUUAAACAAGCUUCACGUGCCAGAGACACCACAGGUGUAUCUCAGGCUCUUCCUUCAAAGGCCAGAAUGAAGUCCCUCCUGGAAGACGGCCCCAGGGCAAGCCUGGCAGGAGCUGAUGCGGAGGUUUCAGAUAUCUCAGAUGCAGACCCAGAGGCUUUGCUGCAGGCCAUAAAGGACCUGGACGACAUGGAUGCUGACCUUUUCGGUCUGAAGAAGUCUAAUCCGGCCUCCAGCAAAAGAGCUGCAAAGGGCCCUGGGAAAGAAGAACUGCCCAGUGACCCCAGACCUGCUGGCAAGUUAAUAGCCAACGAGAGAGGGGAUACCAUUGCCACCAAGAAGCCACCUCCCUCUCCCGGCAGCUCGCCUCAGCAUCAGUACAGGAGGUUUUCCUUUGGAGACUCGGAGGACCCGUUGGCAGGACUUCUCUCCGAUGAUGAGGAAGAAAUCGCCAAGAAGCCGCCCGUGACGGGGAGUAAGGCUGCUUCUGACAAGAGCCCCGGCACAGUCAGAGAUCAAGGUCCUUCUAUUCCUCUGACUCCUGGGGACACCCCUGUCCGAAAGAAAGAACUGUUUGAUGACGGGGAUGACAUCAUGGCUGCCCUGGGGUUUGGAGACAGCCCCAGUGCAGAGAGGAGGCAGAUGGGAGGCCAGGAAGGGCCCCGUCCUGCACGCUCCAAGCUGGAUGAGCUGCUGGGCCGAGGCACUGCCACCACACUGCUGGCCUGCCCAGGCACAGGGGAGCGCAGGGAGUUCGAGCUAGACAAGAAGUACCAGAGGCCGCAGGAUGAAGAUGCCUGGGACGAUGAGGACUUCACCUUCGGAGCCUAUCAGCCCACCGUGGGCUCCUCCAAGGGCCGGCAGUCCCGCCGGCAGUUGGUCAGGUUCUUAGCAGAUGGUGGUCCAGAUGCCAAGGGAGAACCAGGCUCCAAACAGAGCCUUCCAGCAGUUUCCAGUCCCAUCCAGCCCAAGAAGGGAGGAGCCGACUGGUUGGGCCUCAAGGACGACAGCUUGGACCCACUUUGUCCCUCUCCUACCAGAGAGGCCCAAAGGGGAGGCUCGGUGCACUCCUCACCCUCCGCACCCCCUCCUGUGAGGCAGCACCCUGCCCCGGCUGGGCUGCCCUCCUCGGGGACAAAGCCACCAGCUGAGGGUGCAGGGUACCCUGCCAAAGCCAGCCAGGCUUCCAAGCCAGGAGCAUCCGAGGAGAAAGAGGAGGACUGGCUGAGCCAUGCCCUGUCUCAGAAGAAGUUCCAAGGCCUGGCCAGAGAGGAGUGCACUGAGGCCUCUGAGGGCCCAAGCGUGGUGGGACUAGCAGGCCAUCCCCCUCUUGGCAGCCGGCCAGCUGCCAGCACUCGAGGGCUUGAGCAAGCAGCCACUGGAGGGACCUCAGGAACAACAGUGCGAGAAAUACCUCCUGCCAGGCCCAACGUCUCGAGGUCCUCGGUGACUUGGAAUCAGACCACCUUGGCCCUCCCCGCGGGUGUCCCAAAGACGGGAACGGCCCCUGGAGACCUCUCCAGCACCGAGCCUGCCAUUUGUGUCCCAAGCUCCCAGGAACCCACAGGCCUUCCUGUGCCUGGCCAGGCAGGGAGGAUGGAUGAACAGUCCCUGCUCCCAGAGUCGCUGGCGCGGAGCCUGCUGCCAGGCACAGAGUACCAGAAGCAGCUCCUGGCAGCACAGGUGCAGCUUCAGAGCGGCACCACCCGGCUCCAGGCUGAGCUACUGCAGAGCCAGGCACAGCUGGCCGAGCUGGAGACCCAGGUGCGGAAGCUGGAGCUGGAGCGGGCCCAGCACAAGCUGCUGCUGGAGAGUUUGCAGCAGAGACACCAGGCGGACCUGGAGCUCGUCGACAGCACACACAGAAGCCGUGUCAAGGUGCUGGAAACAUCGUACCAGCAGCGGGAGGAGCGACUCCGGAGAGAGAACGAGGAGCUGUCAGCUCGCUACCUGUCGCACUGCCAGGAGGCUGAGCAGGCCCGCGCCGAGCUCACAGCCCAGCACCAGCGGCGCUUGGCAGCUGCUGAGCAGGAGAAGGAACAGGAGAUAGAGCGGCUCCGGGAGCUGCAGCGGGCGUCCAUCCUGGACAUGCGCAAGGACCACGAGGAGCAGCUGCAGCGGCUGAAGCUGCUGAAGGACCGAGAGAUCGAUGCGGUCACCAGUGCCACCUCCCACACACGGUCCCUGAAUGGCAUCAUUGACCAGAUGGAGAAGUUCUCCAGCAAGCUGAACGAGCUGUCCUCUCGUGUGGAGGCCUCACACCUCACCACCUCCCAGGAGCGGGAGCUGGGGACCCGGCAGCGAGACGAGCAGCUGCGAGCACUGCAGGAGCAGCUGGGCCGGCAGCAGCGGGACAUGGAGGAGGAGCGGAGCCGGCUCCAGGAGGUCAUCGGGAAGAUGGAGGCGCGGCUAAACGAGCAGAGCCGGGUGCUGGAGCAGGAACGCUGGCGAGUGCAUGCCGAGCAGGCCAAGAUGGAGUCCAUGCAGCACGCCCUUGAGGAGCAAAGGAAGGUCAUGGCCCAGCAGAUGGCCAUGGAGAGGGCCGAGCUGGAUCGGGCCAAGAGUGCCUUGCUGGAAGACCAGAAGUCCGUCAUGCACAAGUGUGGGGAGGAGCGCCGGCGCCUGGCAGCCGAGUGGGCCGAGUUCUUCGCACAGCAGCAGCUGAGUAAGGAGCGGGCUGAGCGCCAGGUGGAGCGGGCACUGCAGGUGGACACCCAGCGGGAGAGCACUCUCGUCAGCCUGGCCAAGGAGAAGGCCGAGCUCAAGAUCCGGGCCAGCGAGCUCCAGGCCAAGGAGGAGCAGCUGGCGGCCGAGAGGGAGGCCCUGGAGCGGGAGCGGCAGGAGCUGCGACUGGAGAAGGAGAGGGUCAGCGUCGCUGCCCUGCGCGUCAGGCUCCACUCGGAGGAGGUGGAGAGCAUGAGCAAGGUGGCCUCAGAGAAGUACGAGGAAGGGGAACGCGCCUUGCGCCAGGCCCAGCAGGUGCAGGCGGAGCAGCAGGCCCGGCUGCAGGCGGUGCAGCAGCAGCAGGAGCGGCUGCGGCAACAGGAACAGCACAUGCACCAGGAGCACCUGAGUCUAGCCCAACAGAGGCUGCAGCUGGACCGUGCACGACAGGACCUGCCCUCCAGCCUCACGGGGCUGCUCCCCAAGGCCCCGGGCCUGGCAGCCUCCAGCCUGAGUGCCCUCAUGAUGACUCCUACCGCUUCUCAGUGCAGCCAGCCACUGGCCAGCCCGGGCCCAGGACCCUCUAACCUCUACGCCAAACUGGUGCUGCUGAAGCACACGGCCGAGCAGGACCGAGACUUCUUGGAGAAUGAGCAUUUCUUCCUGGAGACCCUGAAGAAAGCAUCCUACAAUGUGACAUUCCAUUGAGCCUGAGAAGGGUCUCAGCUUUCUCAACAGAGGACUCUGACCCUGACUCUCUGGCACCACUGCUGGCUACCAGCUCCAUGGAGGUGGUGCCCAGGGCCUGAUUACAGCUCUUUUGUGGACAGGGUGCAAGUGUGUCCUUUCUAAGUGCCACAGCCAUGCCUCUGGGGCUCUGAGAUGCCAAAACUGUCACACCACGGCUCUGGCUCUCCCCCACAGCCAUGCUGCUGAGAUCUGAGGGUCUCAGUUCCAACUGGUCUCUGAGGGACACCCCCACCAGCCCCCUGCAGACAGAUGGUUGAGGGAUCUUUUUGCCUGGGCCUCUUUGGAGGAAGGGGCUUCUCUCAAGGGAUGCCACAAGCAGCCUUCCUCGAUCCCUGCCUGACGGGUCCCCUCCCUACUGGAGACCUGGAGAAGGGUCUCCUGGCCUCCAGAGAGGGAAGAAGGGUGGCUGCAGGGAGGGCGACCAGCCAGAUGCUACCUCACAGUUUGAUGAGCUUCUGGAACUCAGCCAGCCCAUCUUCUUGGGUGUGCAGGAAGCCCCUGCCCCAUUCCCAGCGCUGCCCUUAAGACCAACUAGACCAACUAGCAUGGACACUGGCCUCCUGCCUCCUCUUCCUCCAUCAUCUAGGUGCCCCACCAGUGGCACGGGAGGGAGCUCUGGACGAGGGGGGUGUGGGAGGGACAAGGAGAGAAGGCUCCCCUGUGCUAUUCACCUGCCCAAAGCUACAGCCCAGUGGAAGUGAAGAAGGACAGAGUGAGAGCCUCCCUCAGAGGGGAGGGCGCUGGUGCUAGGGAGACGCACAAGCUGCACUCCCAGCUGCUGCCACCCGCCUGUGCCUCUGCCCGCUCUGCCUCUGCUGCCCUCCACCUGCGGGGGCUGCCCAGGCCGCCGGAGGGUGCCUGCAGAAUGGCAGGAG
Messenger RNA from Propithecus coquereli (Coquerel's sifaka), 4454 nucleotides. RefSeq names its product Fas (TNFRSF6) binding factor 1 (gene FBF1). Gene Ontology annotation, biological process: establishment of epithelial cell polarity; cilium assembly. The transcript has 29 exons. The record is from RefSeq and is a predicted model, not a curated record. The coding region runs from base 118 to 3537 and encodes 1139 amino acids. NCBI's taxonomy places the organism in Eukaryota, Metazoa, Chordata, Mammalia, Primates, Indriidae. Gene Ontology annotation, cellular component: centriole; ciliary basal body; ciliary transition fiber.